AUCGAUCAAGUUGUACAAGUAAACGCUAUAGUUUAGCAGGCCUCCAACUUUAGCAUCCUCAGACCCCUCCUUACACCGAUUGGCCAAUUGAUAUUCUUCCGCAAAUGUCUGGUCUACAAUCAAAUCCCCUCCUUUCGGAUCCAUCUAUCGUCCAAGUGUCCUCUAAUGAUCAAACAUCUAUAAAUAUUGCUGCCCAAAAUCAAACAACCUCCUUGGAACCUAGCAAUGUAUUGUCCCAGUUAUUAGACUCUGCUAUGUCCAAAGCAGCCAAGGAAACCAGUCCUGAGUUUGAAUUAAAGACAUCAUCCAGUUCUUCAAGCCCCAAAUCGGUGAAGUCAAAUAGGUAUGAGAUAAGUGCUACCAAGUCCAACUCUUCCCAAGUUUAUUCUAUCGACGAGCUUAUGUCUCUUAUCCCAUUAGCAGAUGCCACAAUAGCAGACCAACUCCCCCCUAAAGAGUUCUGGUGUUUGUUCCACGUCAAUAAAAAGCAGCACUUCCAGAAGGAAUUUGGAGGCAAACACAAUAAGAGAAAUAAUACUUUCAACAACAACAACAACAACAAUAAGAAAGAAUUUGAAAACAGAAAGAAGAAGCCCGACUCCAGUGACUUUUUCGGCGAUGAUGUGGACUCGGUACCUGAAUGGAAUGAAAGCACCGAUAUUGACAACAAGAUGAAGUUUGAGAUGGGUGACACCGUGGAAGAUUUCGAAAGAUGGAAGCAGUCUCAACGCCGCAAGAAUGACGCUUCUGAUAUAACUGCUGGUAAAGAGCCACCCAAACCCGAACCCCAGCAGCUUUCUAAUGAUGUGGACAACUUCUUUUCCUUUGUCAAGACCACAAAUACCACUGAUGAUAAGAAGAAUGCCCAAGACUCAUCUUCUAAAAGCUCCAGGUUUU
Yamadazyma tenuis ATCC 10573 is the source of this 897-nucleotide messenger RNA. RefSeq lists its product as uncharacterized. Lineage: Eukaryota; Fungi; Ascomycota; Pichiomycetes; Serinales; Debaryomycetaceae. The record is from RefSeq and is a predicted model, not a curated record.